This is a messenger RNA of Macrobrachium nipponense, 764 nucleotides long. Its product is annotated as adult-specific cuticular protein ACP-20-like. The transcript has 3 exons. Lineage: Eukaryota; Metazoa; Arthropoda; Malacostraca; Decapoda; Palaemonidae. The record is from RefSeq and is a predicted model, not a curated record. The coding region runs from base 115 to 384 and encodes 89 amino acids.
GCUGCUUGAAGUUCAUGGUGUAUAUAAGCGCCCAAGAAACUGGAAGACACAACUAGAUCGCACUCCAAGCACAGAAAGGAAGUUCAAGGCUCCCACUCCAGUCCUGACAUCAACAUGCGUGCCUCAGUUUUGUUCGUCGCCCUCGCUCUGGUCUGCAGCGUUGCCGCCAUUCCCGAACCAGGCAGACCUGGCUAUGGAGGAGGAGUUGGGGGAGUGCGUCCAGUUGGAGGUGUGAGACCAGUUCUUGGUGGUGUUGGAGUAGGAGGGGUAGGAGUUCCUGUUGGUCUUGGAGGAGUUGGGGGAGUUCAUGGUGGCGUGGGAGUUGCACCUGUAGUCAAGCCUGUGCACACUGGUGCAAUCGGCCACGGAAAAUAUGGCAAAUAGACAAUCUAAGUCGAGCAUUUCCAUCAUUACAGAGUCAAGUAUUAUGCAUUUACUGUUUCCUAGUGACUAUCGCGACUUCAAGAAUUUCUUCAAGAUUAUUUUGACAUAGAACCAAAGAAAACUAUAAAGAUCUCAGAGACAGCUCAUUUCCAUCAUCAUAAAACAUUUUUCUUCAGCGUUGGAUUUAUCUGGAAACCUAACUUAAGGUUUCUUGGUCCACAGCCCAUCCUUCCAUAAUCUUCAACUGACUUCCAACAAGGAAAAAGACAACACAAACAAAUGUCAGCUAAAAGUGUAAUGUUUUUGUUAUUGCUUUUGAAUGUAAAGCCUUACAUGGUAAUAGUGUGAUAUGAAUUUUAAUGAAUAAAUAAUGUUUCCAU